Molecule: messenger RNA, 3746 nt
Organism: Pelobates fuscus (common spadefoot toad)
Lineage: Eukaryota; Metazoa; Chordata; Amphibia; Anura; Pelobatidae
Gene: WDR72
Product: WD repeat domain 72
Exons: 20
Coding region: 97-3378 (1093 amino acids)
Biological process (GO): protein localization to plasma membrane
Cellular component (GO): cytoplasm
Molecular function (GO): protein binding
Source: RefSeq, a predicted model, not a curated record
CAUGUUGUAAUCUUUUGAUACCUAUGGAAAUUUCAAAGCAGAAAAUACUUUUAAUAUGGAUAAAAACAACCGGACCUCAGGCAGAUUGAGUCGAACAUGAACUGCACAACACAGGCUGUGGCAUUGUGGGGGAAUAAGGCUCCCUCUCACAGUAUCACAACUAUGAUGAUAACCGAUGACCAGAUAACCAUUGUGACUGGGAGUUUGGAAGGCCAGAUAUGUCUUUGGAAUCUGUCUGUGGACAUGAAGAUUACAUCCAAGGCAAUGCUUUUUGGGCACACUGCUCCUAUAACGUGCUUAGCAAAGGCAAGGGAGUUUGAAAAACAGCCAUAUAUUGUCAGUAGUUCAGAAAAUGGGGAGAUGUGUAUUUGGAAUGUUGCCAAUGGCCACUGCAUUGAGAAUGCAAAACUUCCUUACAGGCACACAGCAAUCUGUUACUAUCAUUGCUCUUUCCGAAUGUCAGGGGAAGGCUGGCUUCUCUGCUGUGGUCAUUAUACAGAUGUCCUCAUUGUUGAUGCAAAGUCCUUACAAGUUCUUCAUAUUUUGAAAUCUCAAUCAUCGGAGUGGAUUAGCUGCAUGUGCAUUGUUCACUCUACCAGGAUUCAAGAAGAUUCGCUGGUUGCAAUGUCUUCUGUCGGUGACCUGAAAGUAUGGGACUUGUCAUCAUCAGUAAACAGCAUACAGGAAAAACAAAAUGUCUUGGAAACAGAAUCCCAAUUUCUGGACCUUACAAACUGCUGUGCUGUGCGGUUCUGCACAUUUACUGAACGCUUGCUGCUGGUGAUUUCUCCAAUUGCUUGGAAGGUCUAUGACUACUGUGAUUUCUCCUUGCUAUGCUCUGACAUUUGCAAGAGUGGCCAGUCCUUUGCCGGAGGAGAGUUCCUAGCUGCUAACAGACUUAUCAUUUGGACAGAAGAUGGUCACAGUUACAUCCACCAGCUGCUGAACAGUGGGCUUUCGAAAAGUAUAUGUCCGACUGAGGGGGGAUUACUGAAAGAAAUAAUCACAGCCCAGUUACUCUGCUCCACCACAGUGAAGGAAGAGAGUUUUUCAUGCUACCAGGGCUUCAUGAAUGAAAGGAAGGAGCCAUUUUAUAAAAUACUUUAUUCCGGAGAUUUGUCUGGAAGAAUCAGCUUCUGGCUUAUUCCUGAUGUUCCAGUAACAAACGAUGAUGGUUCCCCAGCAGAGAUAGAUUUAAAGACAACAACUACCCUUCAGGAAAUGUUUGACGGGCAUAAAUCUAUGUCUGAAGGAAUUAUAGAUCACAUUUCUAUACCAAAUGAUGGCACAGCUUACUCUGCUGUCACUGCAUCGCUUUAUAUCCCUAACCUUGAUAAACUGGUGUGUGGCUGUGAAGAUGGUAACAUUGUCAUCUCUAUUGGUUUGCAUGCGGCCAGAACAAGACUACUCAAAGACCACCCAUUGCUGAAAGGUUUAAUGCCACACAAAAUAUUUGAGGGCCAUAAUUGCAGAGUGACGAGUUUGCUUUAUCCACAUGGGCGAUCCGAGAAGCUCGAUCCAUGCUGGCUUAUUUCUGGUGAUAAGAAUUCAGUUGUGAUAUGGAGAGAUGUGUUUACGGGAGACAUAUUCCACAAGUUUACGCUCCAGUCCGGUUCAAUACUGAAACUACUAGUUCCGCCCGAUGAUUACAAAGUCAAAUUGUUCCAAAGCAUAUACUGUAUAUGCAGUGAUAAUUCAGUGGCACUUCUAAAUCUGCAAGAACGCGUGUGUUUUUUUCAUGCCAGAAAACACUUGUUUCCUGUAAAGACUAUGAAGUGGCACCUUGUUGAGGAAGUCUUGGUUGUUGGAUGUGAAGAUGGUUCAGCCUAUGUUUGGGAGAUUGAAACUGGGACAUUGGAACGCCAUGAAACAGGGGAAAUGGCAAAAGCUAUUCUAAAUUCUUGUGAAGAUUUAAACAUUGAAAUGACAGACUCCAUAAUAACAGUUUCUCGAGAAACACAAAGAAUCGCAAGAUCAACUUUCAAGACCUCAAGCUCUUACAAAAUUGGCACUUUGUCACAUAAUCUUAUGCACGUUGAGAAACCUACAAACAAAAAUAAAGAUUCCAGUAACACCACUGGGCCUUUUACAGUGGUGCCAGUAAAAUCGGCACAUAAUGUGUAUCUACAUUUGCUGUUAUUUGAUCUGGAGAAAGUUCUAGACCUUUUGCAGUCAUCGCAUACCAACGGACUGAAGUCAGCCAACUCUUUCAACAGUUAUGACGCCCUGAAAACAAUCAAACCAUCAUCUGAAAGGCGUCCUUUGACGCUCAAAAGAAACAAGACAGCAGGGUCUUUGAAUCAGUUGGACGGUAAUGUCUCCGAAUCUAUAUUUAAAGAAAAUGGUACUCGUCCUGUAGAAGAAAGCAGUGGUUUUCGAAGGCCCAAGAAAUUUAAAAGUACGAAAAAGAACAAGAAUCAGUCGUCAGGAAAAAUAGAUGUCAACAUGGUUACUGAUGCAGCAAAACUGCUUCUGUCUUGUCUUUUACCUUGGGGCUUUGACAAAGAACUGGAUUAUUAUUGCAUGAGACACUUAGAAAUCCAAAAACUUCAGAGUUCAGUCACCUUUGGAAUGAUAUCAGAUGUGCAGCAUGUAAGCAUGAUGUUACCGGGCUGGAACCAGAAAAGUAAUGAUACCAAUGGAGAGCAUUCGAAUAACAUACUGUCAAAGAAAGUAUUGGACCUUUCAGCCAAGUACUCUAUUGCUAAAGAAAAACAAAGCAAAGGUGACGCACAGAGAAACCACAGAUCAAGUGCAAUUAACAAGGAUACUCUUUUGUACUUUCUAAAAAAGUUACUUCUCGUCAAUAGAGUAUUAAAAAUGGAUGCGGUUUCCAAAUGUAACAGCCGACCUGGCAGUCAAGAGAAGAUGGAGACUCUCCGUGGCAAAUGGAAAAGUUCAGAACAUUUUUAUUCCUUAAAUUAUAACUUUUCUUCUGAAUUGGUACAAGAUAGAAAUGGAGUCAGCUUUACCGAUGCUGAAAAUACAUCUGUCAUGAAAAUUGUUUCUUGCUGGAGAGACCAAUCAGUGCGGGUUGAAGAAGCAAUGCAAGCAGUUCUUUUGGCUGAAGUUAAGUCACAGGUGGAAGCAUUGAGGCCAACCAUAAUUAUCACACAGCCUGUUUCUGUGAUGGAUAACGGCUGUGCAAAACCUCCACCAAACACUGAAUUAUCUGAUGACCUAGAGAUGCAUCAAAUUAAAGAAAGCACUCAGGAAAAAUCAGAGAGUUUGGUGAAAAAUGAAAGUGGCUCUAAAUCUGUGAACUUUCAAGAAGCAGAGGUCAUUCAAGAGAAAAGUGCAGUAGAGGACUCUGAAAGCCCAGAUGACAUGAAGCAGAGUCCGUGGAUGUCCAAAGUGUGUUACUGCAAAGUGUGUUAAAUUGACAAACAAUUUCAGCAAGUAAACACAGAAGGUUGUAGAAUAGUUUCUGAGAUGUAAAUAUCAAGACAUAAUCCGUAGCAUUCACAAAAUCCCCAAUCCAUUAAUCAGCUUAAAUAAUUGCACCACUACUAGACACAUGUCAAGUUAUGCAUUAGCUAUUACAGAUAGAAUGUGUAUUUUUUCUAAAUAUAUAAUAAACUGGAUUUUUAUUUUUGUUUUUCCUUCACAAAAAUUAGGUAUGCUUGUUAACUCCUGAUAAAUAUCCAUUUCAAACUCACGAAUCCCUGUAUUUAUCAAUAUCUGUCAAAUAUGUUCUAUUUUCAAAUCCUAAGUUUUAGCUAAUUAAUUAGAACACACUAGAUAAA